Messenger RNA from Lymnaea stagnalis (great pond snail), 6952 nucleotides. The record is from the annotation of a GenBank genome assembly. Lineage: Eukaryota; Metazoa; Mollusca; Gastropoda; Lymnaeidae.
AGGUGGGUGUGUAAAGUCCUGCAUCACUUCCUAGUGUUAAAGUCAGACCAUCAUCAGCUCAAGUUCCACUCCGGAGACACCUACUUCCAUGCUACCAUCAGCAUUGUGGUACAGUCAAACACACAGAGACAGGAAACACUAGAUCUUGUCGGUGUAGAUAAUGUUCAUGACAAUCCCGAUGUUGAUCAUGAUGGUGAUAGUAAUGCUGAUGCAACAGAACUGCUCCGUUAUGUUGUAGAGAAUAUUGUCAUCCCCACAGGAGAUCUGAACAUUCAAGAUGACAAGGGAAAUACAGUACUGCACCACCUGGCAACUUUAGAAGUAAACAAUGAAAAUAACUCACUGACAUUUUGACAGACUACUGACAUUUUGACAGACUACUGACAUUUUGACAGACUACUGACAUAUCUUCUGUCAAUUAAAAAAAAAAAAAUAAUUUUUAGCUUUCAUGUAAUGACUACUAUUUGAAAGUUUUUUUGUUUUUUUCUAAUUCCAAAAUAGCGCCUAACUUUUUUUUUAUCCAUUCUUUAUUGUCCUUUAACUUAAGUUAAAACAUUAAUUACUGGUGAAGGAUUAUUAAGCUCCUUUAAAUACUACUUUUAGAUUACUAUUACAAUUAAAACAAAUGUUUGUUUUUUUCUGUUUUGUGUUUUAAAAUCAACUGUAAUUAUAGGUUUUUGCAGUGAGAGGCCAUCCAUAAAUGAUUUCAUGUAUCCAACAAGGGGCUNAAAGGGGGGGGGGGGGGGGGGGGGGGGGGGGUUUGUAUAAUGAUAUGUUAUCAGGGUGUCUAAAUUUGGUGACAGGUUUGUGAUGAUUAAUGGAGUGGGGUGGAGGAGGGUGUCAAAAAUCUGUCAAAAUAGUGUGAAACAUAUUAAAAAUAUAAAUAUUUAAUUUCAGAAAUGUUCCAUGUGUUAAUUUUUUUUUCUUUUAUACUAAAGACAUAUCCAAUAUCUGUACUGAGCUACAUCCUGAGCAAGGACGUAGACUGUUUGAAAGUAAACAAUGUUGGUAAAACUGCACUGGACCUUACCAACCAAUCUGAUAAAAGGAAUUUAUUAUUUGGGAAAGGUAGGCUCUAUUUUUUGGUUAAUUUUAAUUUAUGCUUGUCUUGAACAAUACCAGUGAGAUGAAAUGCCAUGACUUAUUUUAUGCAAUUGUGACAUAGUGACAGGAAUAAUACUUUGAGAAAAAAUAACAUGACAUGUUAAAAGUAAUUGUGAUACAGUUACAAUAUGAUAUAUAUGAAACAAUAAUAUGAAUAAUUGCUCUUUUUUUUUAAUUGAAGCAAUGACAGAGGAUGAUUCUAAGACACUUGCAAAGAUUGCCAGAUUAAAAACAAAUGGUAACCAUUGUUUCUGCAGGGAAGAUUUUCAUGGUGCCAUAAAGGAGUACACAAUAGGAAUUCAGAUGCUUGAAAUUGCUCGGUCAGAAAAUGAAGGUGAGACGUGAGAACUUUACUUAGAUCUUAGGGUCAGUUGCUAGUAGUCAAUGAAAGCUGCUAGAGGACAGCAGCUACCGAUAGACAUAGACAGGUAAAAGUGGAUGGCAUAUUGCAAGUGGACAUUGACAUCUACAAGUGGAUGACACUUAUAAGAAUAAUGACAACUUCAAGUGGAUGACACUUAAAAGAAUAAUGACAACUUCAAGUGGAUGACACAAAUAAGAGUAAUGUCAGCUUCAAGCGGAUGAAAUCUACAAUUAGACAAUGACAUCUACAGCUGGAUGACAUCUAAAAUUGGACAAUGACAGCUACUAGUGGAUGGCAGCUAUUGGUUGACAAUGUAAGCUAAAAGAGCAACAAGUAGACACCCACACUGUCAGUAAUUGGUUGACAAUGACAGCUAAUCCCUUACAGACAGAAGAGUUCUCUGUGUAAAUAAUAAGUAAGUUUUGUUUGUUUUUUGACAUUCACCGGCACCAGAGCAGUUUUAAAUAGACCUCUGGUAUAAGUAGAUGUGCUUGUUUGCAGGAAACACUCAGUUUUACAAGUGGGACAAAAGUCUCGCCCAGCUCCAUGGUAAACGCUCAGAAUGUUGGUUCAAGUUGGCAGAACUGAUGCAAUGCCUGGAAGAUGCCAAGAGAAAUGUUGACUAUCAUCCUGAGGGGUACAAGGUAAUAGGAUGAGGCUUACAUAACUCAGGCUUUAUCUAACUGAGGUUUUAUAUUAAUCAGUUUUUAGGUUUUAUAUAAUGUGUGGCAAUGUGCCACUUUUUGUAACUUUUAUGUUUCAUUUUUAUAUGUGGCUGGGUGCCACCUAUGUUUGCAGGGUACCACCUAUGGGCAUGCUCCUGUGGCACAAUGUUAACCGUGUUCACAACCACUGAGCUGGGCAUACCUGUCCCAUGAGGCACGGGUGAACAGCUCAUGACGUCGAUGGCACAGUAGCUAGAUAAGGCAGUGGAAUUUAAACCCGCGCCUUCUGUUUUUCUGAGCUGUGAUCAAGUAAUCAGCCCUGGCUGAGUUUGUAGAUUGAUAUUGUUUAUUGUGUGUGAAAACGGUUACACAUUCGAGUCUGUUGACAAGUGAGACAUUUGACAGUCUGUUUAAAGGAUUGUACCUAAGAAUAAAAGCUAUAGUUCUCAGACCUGCAUUUCAUUGUUUGUGUACUUAUACUGUAAGCCACGCCACCUUCCGGGUACACAUGUUUGAUGGAGGAAUGAAUAUCAUUUUGUCCUUCUACUUGACAUGGUCUUACAGAUGAUACUGUCCUACUUUUUAUUUCCAAGAGGCUCCUGAUUUCUAAAGGAAGGUCAAAUUUUAUUUUAUCGGCCUUUGCCCUUAUUUAAUAAGCAGUCCUCCCCAUAUUCAUAUGCAGCAUAGGUCGGGGGGGUGGGGGGGUCGUGUGUCAUUAUUGAUCAGUGUUGUAAAUUAAUUCAUCGGUAUAUAAUUUUUUUCAUCAGGGUCAUUAUCGUGUCGCUGAAGCCUACAAAGAGCUGGGGCAGUUCAAGGAGGCUGUGAAUGCGUUUGUCAAAGCCUAUAACAGACUGACAUCCUCGGAUGGGGAGGAUCUGGACAAAAAAAUAUUAAAAGACUUGAUAGAGACAGCAUUUGUUACAGGUAAGUGCAGUGAGUCAAAAAAUGGUUUUGUUAGAUUGCAAAUUUUUAUUAUUUACACAGACACAACUUUUUUACCUAUGAUGUAUUACACAUGUGAGGCAGGCAAAAGCCCUACAUGGGCUAUAGCAUCACAGGGAUGGAUAUCCAAGGCAUAAGAUUAACUCCACAACUAAAGUAGUUUUCUGCUUUCCUUCUCAGAGUCACAGCAAGCUGAUUCUCUCCAGACAGAACUCAAUAAAGUACCUGCCACUCUCAAGGCACAUAUCAUUAAUAGCUACCUAGAAAAAAAAGAUUGGAAUAUUGUAGAGUUCAUUGUGACUAGAGUGUUGAAAAUAACAGACAGUGAUCUCAGGAGACCUACCUUGUCAAAAACUUCAAAGUGGAUUGUGAACUUAGUGCAUUUCUGUGAAAAAGAUCUUUUGAGCAAACACUGGUGAGAUAUUUAGUUAAAUAGUAUCAGAUAGUGAUAGCAGGUUAUUAAUUUAGUUCCUUACAAUAUUAUUUAUUCUUAAAAUAAUUGUAAUUAUUUAUUCUGACAUUAAUCAUACUUAUUUAUUCUUACAUUGGUUAUACUUAUUUAUUCUUACAUUAAUUAAGCAUUUGUAUCAAAUCAUUUGAAUCUAAUAAUUUCUUUCACCCUAAAAAUUGUAAUUAACAAAAAAUUAUGAAAAUUUAUUCAUUCCUUACAUCCAAUAAUGUCUUUCAACUAAUCAUUCCUUCAAUCAUGCCUUACAUGCAAUCAUUAUCUACAUCCAAUCAUUCCUUACAUCAAUUAUUCCCUACAUCAAAUCAUUGCCUACAUCUAAUCAUUCCUUACAUGCAAUCAUAUGUUACAUUUAAUGAUUCCUUACAUUCAAUCAUUCCUUACAUACAAAAAUUCCCUACAUUCAAUCAUAUCUUACAUCAAAUCAUUCCUGACACUGAAUUGAACCUCACUCAGGUGGGUGUGUAAAGUCCUGCAUCACUUCCUAGUGUUAAAGUCAGACCAUCAUCAACUCAAGUUCCACCCCGGAGACACCUACUUCCAUGCCACCAUCAGCAUUGUGGUACAGUCAAACACACAGAAACAUGAAACACUAGAUCUUGUUGGUGUGGAUAAUGUUCAUGACAAUCCUGAUGUUGAUCACGAUGGUGAUAGUAAUGCAGAUGCAACAGAACUGCUCCGUUAUGUUGUGGAGAAUAUUGUCAUCCCCAAUGGAGAUCUGAACAUUCAAGAUGACAAGGGAAAUACAGUGCUGCACCACCUGGCAACUUAUGAAGUAAACUAUGAAUCUAACUCACUGUCUUCUGACAUUUUGACAGACUACUGACAUAUUUUCAGUGACUUUUUUUAAAUUUAACUUUCAUUUAUUAAAGUUCUGUUAUUUUUGCUUCUAAUUUCAAAGUAGCGGCUAAUUUUUUUUCUCCCAUUCUUUAUUGUCUAUAAUUAAAACAUCAUUAAGGGUGAAGGAUUCUUGAGCUUCUUAAAAUAGUACAUAUAGAUUACCGUGACAGUUAAAACUAACUUUUUCUUUCUUUUUGUGUUGUUAAAAUUGAAAACUAAUUAUAAUUAUAGGUCUUUGUAGUUCCAGGCCAUCCAGACUUAAUUUUUUAAAUAUCCAAAAAAGGGUGUUGGUGGGUCAUGAAUUUGUUAUGAUUAUGUUAUCAGGAUGUCUAAAUUUGGUGAUAAGUUUUUAACGGUUUGUGUGAGGGCUGGAGGGUGUCAAAAAUCUGCCAAAAUAGUGCAAACCAUAGUAACAAUAUAAAUAUUGAAUAUCAUAAUUUUUUUCCUUUUUAAUAAGUUAAUAAUUUUUCCUUUACAACUACAGACAUAUCCAAUAUCUGUACUGACCUAUGUCCUUAGCAAGGAUGUAGACUUUUUGAAAGUUAACAAGGAUGGUAAAACUGCACUGGACUUAACCAAUCAAUCUGAUAAGAGGAAUUUAUUAUUUGGGAAAGGUAUGCCCCAUUUUUUAUUUUUUUUUUAUUUUAAUUUAUGCUUGUCUUAAACAAUACCAGUGAGAUAAAAGGACAUGACAUAUUUUAAGUAAUUGUGACAUAUUGACAGCAAUACAGUCAGAAAAUGUUUUUCAUGCUGUAUUCUUUUCUAUUCUAUAUGUAAAGUGUUGACAUUUAUUUUUAUUUACAGUGGUAGCUCAGCUUGUAGCAUGCAUUGACAAACACAAACAUGUAAAAAAUGUCAAAGAGAAGAAAAAAUUGAAAGAAAAAAGUAUCCAAGCAUUAACCAGCUUGUUGCCUUGCCAUGUCAACCCAGGUAAGUUGAUUGUGAAAGAAAACUGGUGGUUUUUGUGAAAGAAAACUGGUGGUUUUAAUGAAAGAAAACUGGUGGUUUUUGAAGUUUGUAUUUUUUUAAAAAUAUUUUAUUGUUGUUUGUAUUAUUUAAUAGAGGGAUUAGUGUUUGUUUAGGCAUUUAAAUGUUAGAGUUUCAUCUUAACUUUAAUUUUUGACCUACUUAAUAUUUUUUUGGUUUUUAGUAAAUUAACUAAUCUGUAGUAGGUUCCAGUUGGUUAUCUGUGGUCUUUAUAUAUUUCACGCUGCCAGUCAUUCCAAAAGAACUUUUAAAAAUAAGUGCUGACAGCUGUAAGGAUCUGCUGACGAGUUUUGCUGAUGCUGGCAAAUGGCUGGUGCUGAAAGAACUGGUCAUUCAGUUUCAACAAGCCAAAGGGGGAACUACCCUGCCCACCUUUGCUAAAGAAAUGUCAUUGACACGAGUGGUGGAGGCACCCGUUCAAGAAAUGAUGGAGUCAGACAAAAUUGAUGUGGUCCGGUUUUUGGUCAAUCAUGAAGCAAGUGUGGAUUCACCAGGGGCCAUUGAAGCAAGCAUUCAAAAUGAAGAAUGGAAGGUACGGUUUCAUUUAUGAAAACCUUUUCAUUGAAAUGAUUUUUUUCUUGAUAUCAGUCCCAUGCAGUUAGCCACAACCUUUUCAACACUAGGCCUCCCCUGUAAAUUAUUAGACAUGUCUCGCACCCCUCCAGAAAAAUAACAAUACAUUUUAAAAUAAUGGACUUAUAAUUUAUUUAUUGAAUUGCAAAGAGCACUGCACAACUUGGAAAAUAUUCUUGUGAUUUAUUACAUAUAGCAGGAAAAAUACAUAGACAUUUAUAUCAUAAUUUAAAAGUUAAAGUUUUCCCUGUUUUUAUAAUCCUCUUUACCUUUCCUCAAACACCCUGAAAUACCUUCUCAAAUACCCUGUGGUGCAAGCAUAAAAAGGUUGGGAAACUCUGACCGAAAAUUUGCACUCUCUUUCUCUAAAAUCAUCCUCAAUAUGUUUUCCUCAUCAGACUCAUCACUCAAACACUCAAUUUCUAGUUUUCCUCAUCAGACUCAUCUCUCAAACACUCAAUUUCUAGUUUUCCUCAUCAGACUCAUCUCUCAAACACUCAAUUUCUAGUUUUCCUCAUCAGACUCAUCUCUCAAAUACUCAACUUCUAUGUCUUCCUCAUCUGUUAAACAUUCAACUUCUGUUUUCCUUUUCUCCAAGAAAAACUCCAGAUUUUCUUUUGGUUAUCUGGGAAUCUUGCUCAUUAAGUUUUAAAAUUUUUCAUACAAUUUAAUAAAUUCAAAUGAUGUAAUAUUCCAAGCAAUGUAAAUUCACCACUUGGAAGAACUUCCCAACUUGUCUCGAUGUACUAUUCAUUUAUUUAAUGAAUUAACUUUCUUUCACCGUCACUUUACUCAUAUUUUAAUUGUUAAUUGCAGAUCUAUUUAAAAAUCAUUAUUGAGUAUCAUAAUACUUUAGUUACAAAUUUGGGUUAAUUUUUAUUUUUAAAGUUUUUUAAAUAAAAUAUUAACCCUUGAUCAGCUAACCAUGGAACUGUUAGACCUGGGGGUGAACCCUGAUGGAGUGACCCUUCGACCCGGGGACACACCAUAUCAUGCAGCGUUGGAUUUGGC